UGUUUUCUCAUUAAUAAUAUCUGGGGUGUCUUACUGAGGAGUAAUAGCACAAUGUAGUGAACACUGACUCCAAGGAGAUACAUUUAUAUUGUACAGGAUCAGCCCAGGAUUCCAGAGGUAUUCUCUAUACAGCGCUAUACACACUUACAGACACAUGUGCACAUGGUUGUUUGGACUGUAAUGCAUCUAUAAUACAACAAGUUGUAGUACCCUACCAAUUUGAGAUCUGGUGGUGCCAUCAGACCUUGUCUGCUGACAUAAGAUGACCAGAUUGUUUAGAGGUCUUGAUUAGAGGUCCAGACCAGCUAGAUGUCUGUCAAUGACCAGCCUCCCUCGGACAAUGGUCAUGAUACAGAGACUGACCUCCUCUCCAAGUUGGAGAUCGCUAAUAGGCUGUUAGAGGCAGAUCAGAAAGCAUGCAGUUCCCUCAACUCUGCGCCCUCUCCGACCCCCGGUCACUCACGGAAGGGAUCGGGGUCUAGUGUGCAGUCCUCUACGUCCUCCAACAGUCACUACAGUACACAGCAGACAGACGAGGAGAACAACCUGUCCACAUCAGGGAACCUGUGGGAUGUGUGGGGUAAACUUGUCAAUGACUGGGAAAAUGCCAAAAAGAAACAGCAAUAUAUCAAGGACCUGGUUCGGAAGGGAAUCCCACAUCACUUCCGGGGGCUAGCCUGGCAGCUGUUGUUGAACGUGAAUGAGUCGCCCCACCGACAAAUGUAUGUGGAAUACUUAAAGGACAGUUCCCCCAGUGAAAAGCUUAUCAAGCGAGAUAUUGCUCGCACUUUCCCCGAACAGGAUUUCUUCAAGGAAAAGGAUGGGCUUGGUCAGGAGAGUCUUUUCAAUGUUAUGAAGGCGUACUCUCUACAUGAUAGAGAGGUCGGUUACUGCCAGGGGAGUGGCUUUAUUGUUGGACUUCUCCUCAUGCAGAUGCCCGAGGAAGAAACGUUUGCGGUGCUAGUACAACUAAUGCAGGACUAUCGUCUCAGAGAACUUUUUAAACCCAGCAUGGCAGAGCUGGGCCUAUGUAUGUACAAACUGGAGUGGUUGAUACAGGAGUUUCUGCCGACCCUGUACCUACACUUCCAGACCCAGGGUUUCUACACCUCCAUGUAUGCUUCGUCCUGGUUUCUUACCCUUUUCUCUACAACGCUCCCCAUGUCCAUGGCGUGUCGGGUCAUGGAUGUGUUUAUCUCAGAGGGUAUGGACUUUAUAUUCCGACUGGCGAUUGCAAUAUUACAGACUAGUCAGGAUGUGCUAAAGACUAUGGACAUGGAAGGCAUGCUCAAGUUUUUCCAGAAGGAAGUACCUUUGAAAUAUGAACAAGAGCCUGAGAAACUGUUCCAAGCAGCCUACCAAGUGCGAUACAAUUCAAAGAAAAUGAAAAAAAUAGAGAAGGAUUACACCGCCCAGAAGAGCAAGGAGAAUGAAGACCAGAUUGAGCUUCGGAGGUUGCGGACAGAAAACAGACUGUUGAGACAGCGUAUAGAUACACUAGAAAAAGAGUCAGCAUUAUUGGCAGAUAAGUUGAUCCAUGAUCAGGUGACACGGGCUACAGAGGCUGAGGAAACAUACGCACUCAAAAACAAGCUGUCAACAACCAAACAGAAACUAGCAGACACCACUCGUAAACUAGAGGAAGCUCAUGUUCUACUGGACGAUGUCAAACAACGGACCCUGAGUAUAGCCAACGCUGGGUCCUUAGAUGACGAUGAGAGCGAGAUUGUGAUACAAGGCCUCCAGGAGGAACUCAUUGCUCUCCACCUUAAGGAUGCAGACACCAACUCUCUAGUUAAGGAACUCAGGUCCAAGAUCAAAGACUUGGAGGAUACCAACCUACAGCUACAGAGGGCACCUAGUAACGACAUCCAGAGCCUGCAGGAGGGGUUGAUCGCCGUAAAGCUGAGGGAAGCAGAGGCCAAUCUGUCACUCAAAGAGAUGCGACAGAGGGUGCAUGAACUGGAAUCCCUUUGGGCGAAACACAUAGAGAGUAUGACAAGAGACCCGGUGUCUCCCAAAGAUAAGAAACAGGAGCUGAAGCAGAUCAACGAGGAACUGAUGACCGUUAAAAUCCGUGAGGCCACCUCUCUCUCUGAUCUCAAGGAGAGUAAGCAGAAAAUAAUGGAGUUUGAAACACAGAAUCAUAUAUGUACGAACCAGAUACGUAGAAUGGACGAAGAAAAUAAAAUGCUGAAAUCCAAGAUGGAGGAGAGAGAUAUAAUAGAAAAAGAUUAUAAGCAUCAAAUUCAGGAACUCCAUAGAAAAAUGGAUGAUCUUCACACACAGAGGAAGGAAGACUCCAUGAUGGUUAGGAUAACGGAGGCAGAGCAUGCACAAUAUGUAGCUACGUUGAAACAAAAGAUAGCUGAGGUAGAAAUACAGAAGGAGGAGCUAUUGACUGCUGAUCGUCUGGACACCAAAGUCGGUAGCCAGGACCUAGAAAAUCGUAUCUAUGACCUUCAGGAUGAGGUUUUACAACUAAAACUGAUGCAGAAGACACCAGAAAGCGAGCGGCCAAGACACAAUGGCUUCUGUGGACCUGGUAAGGAUAAGGUCGAUGACGAGGACGAAGAAGACGAGGAGGAUUUCACAGAUCUCGAAAACCCAGAAACAUUAAAUAGGACUUUGUCUGAAAUAGUUGACGGCCAUGACUUGUCUGAGGAAAUGUCCUCACAGUUACAAUACAAUGGUGCUUCAGACACAGAUUCAGCUAAUCUAGGGAGUAGUGCAACACCCUGUGGCAUUCAGGCCAACAGGCAACUCAAAACAGAAGACUCUUUACAGAAAUUGAAGAGCUCAGAGCAGUCUUUAUCUUGUGAUGUUUACGGCACUCCAUGGGUGCCUCGAGAUGCCAGUGAUAUUAUUGAUGUGGAGAUUUAUAAGGAAAGUAAAGUGUAGUUGUACAGGUUUUAUUUAUAAUUAAUAUGCAACAGUCUACUGACAUGUUUGUGCUGUUUGGCCAAGGCAGAGGCUACAGAUUACACUUUUGUCGUGAAAGUGUACACUUCAGAUAUUGAGUUAUGUCAUGAUUAUACAAAAUUAACUGGUACUUUAAAUGGUCUUGCUGCAUAAAAAAUCAUUAAAGGUGCAAAAAACCAAAUGUUUUAUGAGAGAUAAUUGACAAAAGUAACCUUGCCCCUGUCUUGGUCCAAAGGGUUUGGGUAAGGGUACAAGUGGCGUGGCCUCAUCACUGUUAUUGCCCCGCCCCUUUUUAUGAGUCAUACAUCACCAUGGUGCAACUCUGUAAUCAGUAUUUAUGUUCAUCAUUUCAGUUCAUUGUGUACAAUUUUUACUGUGUUGUGUUUAAAAUGCUUUCGUAUUUUUUGUAAUUUUAUUGACAUUUUCUCAUUUGCAUGUAUCCCAUUUUGUCAUUGUGAUUUUUACCAUGCAUAACAGUGAUGUUUGUUUUUGUCAGGUUGAUUCCAUACUUGGUCACUUGACUUCCAGGAGGGGAAAAUAUAAAAAAGAAAAAAAUUAAAAAGAAAGUUGAUGGUGUUUUGACUAUCAUACUACAAUAAAUGCCUGAGUUUUGUGUAGAGAAGUCACUCUGUAGGACUGUUGGUAUUUUAAGUAAUACCCAAAAUGUAAAUUAUCUAAUUGCUGAGGGACAUAUAGGUUGGUUUAUGGACACGUUUAUAGUUACUAAUAAAAUGGCAUAUUGCAAUGGGGUGACAUAAGUCGGGGAGUGACCGACUUGUCCAGGGAGUGACCGACUUGUCCAGGGAGUGACCGACUUGUCCAGGGACUCGCAUGCAGUAUUGGUUUUUGUAUGGUGGCAUUUAUCCGAUUGGUUUUGGUCCAAGGGAGUUAACUCCAAAUUUUCAACUGAAUUUUAAACACAACAGCAUUUACCAACUAAUAAAACUGGAGUAUUUGUCUGCUUUAGAAAGUAUUGACUAGGUGGGUAAACAUGGGUACAGAGGAAACAUAUAUUUGAGGUAUACCAUGUGAUAUACUACCAGGUAUAUAUUUUGUAUUUUCUAAAAUAUCAGAUUUCUUUCAUUGUGAACUUAUUACAUUUUAUUCCUCGACCCUAGUCUGCCAGAGAAUUCUGAUAAUUGCACACUAUAUUACAAGAGUUUUUAUUUUUGGUCAACUUUAUUUUUGCCGUUAACAUAAAUGUCAUUACUUUAUACAUUUACAAGCUUGUGUGAACAGCUGGUUCUGUUUCAAUUGUCUCCCUUGUCUAAGUUGUUUUUACCAGGCUUAUAGUUGGCUUACAUACAUAAAUGUAUACAACAGCUGUUAUUUUAGACAAUGCAAUGUAUUUGUACACUAUAACCAGGUAUCGGCUAAUAAAAUCAGCUUCCACUGUGUACUACUGUAGUGCCACUGUAGUACCACUAAGUACCAGUACUAUUUAACCAUUCACCAAUCAUGUCACUGUUUCACUUUAAAAUCAAUUGAGUUACAAGGCUUUACAUUUAUUCCCAUCCACAGAUCGAAGUUUUAACAUAAUUCUAUCCCAUCACGAAUAUGUCAUCAUGUGUUGUUUACCCUCGUGGCAUCCUUUGCUGAUAUCGGGGCUGUAAAGAGUUUUUAUUGUAGCAUAUUUUGACCACCUUUUAUUAUAGAAUCUGCAAACAUAUUUAGGAUGCCAUGUCUGAAGACACAUCAACAUCAUAUAUUAAGCUUGAGUUGCUGCAAACUAAAAUGUAUCAUUCAGUCCUCAGGGAGUUAACUCCAUUUGUAAACCCCCAUUAUUACUAAUAUGAUAUAGGAUCGGUAUAGGGGAUGGAGGGUGUUGUGUGGAUGUUGAGGUUGUCAUGAUUGUGUUCAAACAUUUAGUUUCAAAUUAAUCAUGGUUGUAUGCAGUAGACAGUCAAUUUCUUUGUUUUGACAUAAAAUUUAUACUUUCCAAUGCAAUAUCCAACGAAUUUGUGUUAAUGUAUGCUUGUAAUGAUAAGUCAGAUGCUGCUCCAGAUUUAAAGCUAUUUUGUAUAUUUUGGUGAAUGUUGGGAAGUCUGUAGUUAUGUUCUGUCACAAAUCUUCAGGUCACGUCACACUGUUUUGUUAGGUAGGAUUGUUAGCUCACCUGGUACGAUUUUUUAGGUAUGAUUGUUAGCUCACCUGGUACGUUUUGUUAGGUAGGAUUGUUAGCCCACCUGGUACGUUUUGUUAGGUAGGAUUGUUAGCCCACCUGGUACAAUGUACUACAGGGAGCGUAUAUGGUGUUGCUUUGUCUGUCAUCUAUUGUCAAACAUUUACAGUAAGGAAACUCUCCUCCAAAAACACUGAACAGAAUUUAACAAUACUUUGUUAGUAGUUAUUUUAUAUUAUGAGUAUCAAAAAGAAAGGACAGUCCUCCUUGGAGCUGAAGGAGGGGUCAAAAGGGUUCAGAUUGGCUGAUUGCUUUAAACUACAUUACUUAUAAAACUAUCUGCCAGGUUUCGACCAAAUUAGGGUGAUAGUGUCCUUAGUUUAGGGAGAUAGAUAGUUAUUCAAAUAAGUGAGCAAUCCAUUGUCCUUUGCAUUUUUUUUUUAUUUUUUUUUUAAAGUAUGGAAUUUAUCAAAGGUGCAUUAUAAAUCGUUAUGGAACAAAAUUGAGGAAAAAAGCGUAUCACGUUAUUUUGAUAGUUGUUUUCAAUUUGCCAAUAUAGUUUGAUUUAAUCACAAAUAUUUAGAUGAUACUUAUUCACUUAUCAGUGUUUCAGUAUGCAUUUGUACUUGGUAAUACAAUGGUGAUUUGUAUAAAGAAAACAACUGAGUGUAGAAAUGAUCAGGUACGAUGUUUUCACCUGCUGAACUUUCUCCCAUAGGUCUUUCACAAGUUCACCUUCCUGUUGAUUUAUAUGAAAAUUUAUGAAAUGUGAUCAUUGCCAUUAUCCUCGAAACGAUUCCAGAGUAUUAAAAUAAAAUAAAGAGUCAUUCUUUUGUACAUUAUAUUGUAUGUAAUAGAAUGGACCUGAUCAGUCUGUCCUAGAAAGCUGGAAAUGUGAUGUUGUUGACCAUUUCACAGUGUUAAGUACAGGAGGCCAUAAUGUUUAGUUAUCAAAUCUCUCCUCAGUUAACAAGGAGCCAAAGGAUCACCUAUACAUGGAUACCUGUUGGAUUUUCUUGUUUUGAAUAGUUGAAUUACUAUCAUGAAGGGUUUACUCAACACCCUGUCAAUUUAAAAAAAAAAAAAAAUGAGUUGUCUAAAUGAAAAUUUUGAACUGUGCUUAUACUGUAUACCUAGCUAUUUGGAGUGAGUUUUCAGUUCUUUUUAAGGAUAGCAUAAGGACAAUUUGAUGAAAUUGUGCAUAUCUUAAAGAAGCUUAUAGAAGAUGAAACUGAUAGACAUUGGAAAUAGAUUUAUAGAGUUUCUGCUUAACUUCUUUAUAAAUCUUAUUUAAAACAGAUAAAUAUCAACAGGUUUGUGAAUUCCUUGUCUAGUCAUCAUAGAGGGAUGAUUGGUUUACUUUUCUCCAUUAUCUACAUGUACUGAAUAUUUACUGCAAAUGUCGCGGCUCUGAACACGACUCGCUCCCCAGAAAUGUCAGUAAAAUCUCCCUAGUGAUGGUGUUUAAUUUCUGUAACAGAACAAAUGUGUGCGAUCAGGACAUGCCUUCCCCUACAGUAAAGUGUUGGGCGAGUAUGUUUUGUAACUUAAAUAUAUAUUAGAGAUCAUUUGUGUGAUGUAUGUGGAAAAAAUUACAUGAUCUAGGCUAAAAUUCCAAGAAAUGAAACAAGUAUCCCUUACUUAUCCUGUUAAAGUUGUUACAGAAUUUAUGUCUGUUAUAAAACGGCCAAUUACUCAGGCCGGCCAUGUUUCCUCUUGUUCCAGUGUUCCUUGUUUUCCCAGGAAAGCCAUCACUAGGAAGUGGAAUUCAUUGUGUUAUUUGUUAUGAUAUGUGCCAAACUAAACUUUUGAGAUAAGUUAGUGUAAGAUUUUUUUUCUCUGUCAAACCAAAACAUGUGAUCAAAUGUAUUUUUUUAUCAAGUAUUUUCAGUCAUAAGAAUAUUUGGAGAAGAUCCUAAUUUGAUCCAAAAAUGUUUUAGUUGUUGAUUGAAUCAAAAUAAUACAGGUUUAUCUGUUGACCAAAAAACUAGGGUUUUCCCAAGGUUUUUAGAUCAAUACAUGUAUUUUAAUUCACAACCAUACAUUUUUUUUAUAAAUUAACUUUAAAGUUCAUGUUCUUUUCUCAAUAUUGGUUAAUAAUCGAACAAAAAAAUAGUAAGCUUAGCUAAAUCUUACUUUGUUAAAAUGUCAUGUUUGUAAAAUUUCAUUGGAAAGUCUACCUAUAAUUGCUUGUCACUUUAAAUUUGGACAUCUUUCAUUUGUAUAAAAAUCGUUGCAUCCUACUUUUAAGAAAAUAAGGGAAUCAUGUCUACAAAAUAGAAAUUAUAGAAUAGUUGUAGUUAUCAAACCAUUUUGAAGACAAAAUCAUGAAGAAGUUUUAAUAUACUUAAUAUGACUGCCUUGCAAUGUGCUUGUUGGUGUUGAAACUAUAUCUUGAUCCAAAUUGUGUUAUAUGUGGAUGUGUACUUGGUUUACACCUGACCAAGCUUAUAAUGUAAGGACCUAGGAAUGUUGUCUGCAUCUCACUCAAGAUAUCUGUGGUAACGUCAUCAUAUCAGCGUUGUUAUUGAAGCAGGAAUUUUCAUUUUUCUUUAAUAAUACCUGGGUUCAUAAUGGAAAUUGUCAUUUUACUUUCACUUUACAGUAAUAUUACAUCAUGAGUAUUGAUAAAAUUUAGAAUUUCACUCCUUUGGCGAAUUAUUGCAACUUAUGUUAUUUUAAGUAUCUGAUGCCUCCAGGUUAUCUAGAGUGAGAUUCAGACAACAUCUGCUGUUAUCAUUUAUCAGCCCAGUUCAUACAAGUUCAGGCUGUUACUUACCGCCAGGAAAUGUCAUCAUGUUAUUUUGUACCUGAUGCAAUUGACAAUAAAAAUAAAUUAUAUGU
Messenger RNA from Mizuhopecten yessoensis (Yesso scallop), 7888 nucleotides. RefSeq names its product ecotropic viral integration site 5 ortholog-like. The transcript is spliced from 20 exons. The record is from RefSeq and is a predicted model, not a curated record. NCBI's taxonomy places the organism in Eukaryota, Metazoa, Mollusca, Bivalvia, Pectinida, Pectinidae. The coding region runs from base 310 to 2901 and encodes 863 amino acids.